AUGAAGUUGAGCACACUUAUCCUUGGUCUUUUACCGCUCGUCGGGGUCCUCGCUACACCGUGCGAUGAUUGCAACCGCCAAUCCCCCGAUCUCUCGGCUCUCUCACAACCCCUGUUGGAAAGGGAUUUGACUUUCGACGAUGCAAAGACAAGAGGCAUUAAACGCAUGGCCGAUAUGACGAAGGCCGUCGCUAAUGGUGUCGACAAAACAGGCGGCGACGAGAAGCUCAAGCAGUUCACCGAAAGCCCGGCGGCCAAUAGACAGUAUACGCAGACGGCUAAUAUCAACUACCGCACCCAACUUCAGUCCUUCCUAGGAGUUGAUGGCGGAAAAGAGACCUUCUAUAACGUGGAGCUGAAGGACAAGGGCCUAAUUGGCGGGAAUGUGUACUGCGACGCCACGUACAGUCCUGAAACUGGCGUCAUCGCAGCUGACAACAGACAGAAGACAGAGUGUAUUGAUAUGUCUGAAGCCUUGUUCUGGGAGUAUAUACAGGUCGCCGCGACGCACAACAUCCCCGUGACAGGGAUCAAAGGCCUCGUGAUGCACCAGAUAACCAAUGACGAUACCAAGGGCAUCAUCGAGGCGAUCUAUAAGAGGGAAAAUAAGGACCAGACUAAGCACGAUCUAAUCGUCCAAUUUGGAACGGACGAGUUCUACGCCAUGCUUGGCACUCCCAAUGGUGCGUCGGCGACGUACAUGCUUGGGGACCAUCCCAAGGCAAUUGGCAAGACGACAAUAGGUUCCAUUAUGCUCAUCGGGGGCGCAACGAAUUCCCUGAUAUUCAAGUACGCGUAG
Messenger RNA from Talaromyces atroroseus, 798 nucleotides. RefSeq lists its product as hypothetical. The record is from RefSeq and is a predicted model, not a curated record. The coding region runs from base 1 to 798 and encodes 265 amino acids. NCBI's taxonomy places the organism in Eukaryota, Fungi, Ascomycota, Eurotiomycetes, Eurotiales, Trichocomaceae. The transcript has a single exon.